Molecule: messenger RNA, 828 nt
Organism: Oikopleura dioica
Lineage: Eukaryota; Metazoa; Chordata; Appendicularia; Copelata; Oikopleuridae
Source: the annotation of a GenBank genome assembly
AUGGCAGAGAAAGAACCACCUGUUCCUCCUUCCAGAAAGUCCAUUUGCAGAGAGUACGAACUCAAGCCAGAAAAGCCAGAGCGUCCGAAACGGCCGCCGCUUCCUUCCAGAGCGGCAAGUUUCAACAUUCCAAAGUCAUGCGGCAUCCAGUCGAGUUUGCCUUACAAGUCGCUGGCGCUGAACGAUAUUCCCAGCGCGGUGCUGAACGAAGCAGUUCAACCAGGAAUGAACGCCGCUUCCACGCCGCGUUCUAGCGUCGAGAGCAAUUCCAGCACGAUUUCUUCGGAACACAGCAAUAACGAGGCAGGCGUCAGCGAACAACUGCGCAGAUUCCAGUCAGUUUUCAAGGUUCAAAUGGGCCAUCUUUCGAAUGCCGUUGAAAAUGGCAAAAGAAAUACAGAAAAGGAAAUUCUUCUUUUGAGGAGUAAACUUGAAGAAGCCCAACUGAACGAGAAACGAACACAAACUCUGCUCAGCGCUGCUCUCAGAAGAGAGGCGGGCUUGGAAAAAGAAGUAGCGAAGCUAGAGGAUCAGAUUGACCAGCAAAACUCGCUGCUCGAUGUUUCCAGGGACGCGACGGAUGAAAACUUGAACCUUCGACUUCAGCUGGACGAGCUCAAGCUGGAAAAUACGAGAUUGACGGCGUUUGAAAAGCUUGGAAACUGCUCGAUAUGCGUCGAGAGCUUCGACGAUUCCGAAAAGAAGAUGAGCUGCCUGAGCGUUUGCGGGCACAUGCUUUGCUCUUCCUGCGCUUCCAAAGGCGACACUUGCCCCCACUGUCGGAUCGAAUUCACUGCUACUGAUGUUUUGCACCUUUUCCCUUCUUAG